AUGCACCUCUGGCUCAUCUACACGGCAUGGGCAGCUGCAACCCUCUGCGCGGCCAAAUCCCCCCCGCCCGGGCUGCCCGUCCCGUCCGCCGUCCCGGCUCCGCGAACCAACCCCCGCCGGCCGGACGUCUCCCUCCGGUACACCAAGGUCCUCGAGAUGAGGGAAGCCGACAUCCCCCGCCCGGUUCGCAUCAAGCAUCGCGGCCGGACGCGGCACUUCUUCUGGCUCGGGAACUGCGAGAGGAUGGAAAACGAGUGCGUCCUCACCACGGUGCGGCGGAUCGAGCCCGGUUCCGGCGGCAACCUGUCGGUCACGCUGGACACCAGCGGCUACCGGUGCCAGGCGAGACACGCUUGCGGAGAAGAUGGCCAUUUGUGCAGCCGGGACGUAAGCACUCAUCUUGUGGAUUGCACCACGCCGUUGAGCAGGAUCGGAUCGUGA
Messenger RNA from Ustilaginoidea virens, 441 nucleotides. RefSeq lists its product as uncharacterized. NCBI's taxonomy places the organism in Eukaryota, Fungi, Ascomycota, Sordariomycetes, Hypocreales, Clavicipitaceae. The transcript is spliced from 3 exons. The record is from RefSeq and is a predicted model, not a curated record. Bases 1 to 441 code for a protein of 146 amino acids.